This is a messenger RNA of Poecilia latipinna (sailfin molly), 2616 nucleotides long. RefSeq names its product lin-9 DREAM MuvB core complex component (gene lin9). The record is from RefSeq and is a predicted model, not a curated record. Gene Ontology annotation, biological process: regulation of transcription by RNA polymerase II; regulation of cell cycle; DNA-templated transcription. NCBI's taxonomy places the organism in Eukaryota, Metazoa, Chordata, Actinopteri, Cyprinodontiformes, Poeciliidae. The transcript is spliced from 15 exons. The coding region runs from base 56 to 1699 and encodes 547 amino acids. Gene Ontology annotation, molecular function: DNA binding. Gene Ontology annotation, cellular component: nucleoplasm; transcription repressor complex.
CCACCCAGAAUGCAUUUUGACAACGUCUUUGAAAAAGCGGCGCGGCUAAUUCAAGAUGGCGGAGAUGGACCAGCUGUUAGACGAGAGUUCCUCAGCUGAGGCGCUCGUCAGUCUAAAAGAGGGCAGUUUGUCCAACUCAUUAAAUGAAAAGAACAGCUUCACAAGAGCACACAACACCAGAGGACGACAUUCUUCCAUCACAAUGGACACACCCACGCGGAGUUCUAAGAGAAGCCGCUCGUUUCGGGAUGAAGACGAACCGCCCCAACAGCGAAUCUCUUCCAGAUCUCCUCGUAGGAGCCAGAGAGUCACCACUACACCACAGAAGUUUUCUAACAUCGUAACACCAGAUAAGAAGGCGUCACAAAAAAUUGGGUUGAGGUUGAGAAACCUUCUUAAGCUACCCAAAGCUCACAAAUGGUGCAUCUAUGAAUGGUUUUAUUCCAAUAUUGACAGGCCUCUUUUUGAAGGUGACAAUGAAUUUUGCUUGUGCCUCAAGGAAUCUUUUCCCAACCUAAAAACAAGAAAACUGACUCGAGUCGAGUGGGGAACAAUCAGGAGGCUGAUGGGGAAACCAAGACGGUGUUCAUCUGCCUUCUUUGCUGAAGAGCGAACGGCCCUGAGACAAAAGCGCCAGAAGAUGCGUCUUCUGCAGCAGAGGAAGUUGUCAGACGUGUCGACUUGCAAAGACCUUCCCGAUGAAAUCCCGUUACCACUCAUCAUAGGAACUAAAGUCACAGCUCGGCUUCGAGGCGUCCAUGACGGGCUUUUCACGGGGCAGAUUGAUGCUGUUGACACCAGCGCUGCAACUUACCGUGUCACUUUUGACCGCAGCGGCCUGGGAACUCACACUGUGCCUGAUUACGAAGUCCUGAGCAAUGAGCCCAAUGAAACUAUGCCCAUCUCUGCCUUCGCACAGAAGCACCGGUCAACACGCUACAUACAGAACCUCAUGACUCCUCCUCGAGCGCCCUACCCAUCUGUUACCACUCCUGUACAAAUGGACAAUGAUCCUCUUAUGAACGCUUCACCAUGGAGGACCAAGCUGCCCAGCACAGAGGGAGAAACACUGGGUGGAUUUCCUGUAAAAUUCCUUGUCCAAGUUACGAGGCUAUCUAAAAUCCUCAUGAUUAAGAAAGAGCACAUAAAGCACUUAAAAGAAAUGAACACGGAGGCAGAGAAACUGAAGUCGUACUCGAUGCCAAUCGACCUGGACUUUCAGAAGCGUUAUGCCACCACUGUGCUCGAACUGGAGCAGCUUAAUAAAGAUCUGAACAAGGUGCUGCAUGAAGUUCAGCAGUUCUGUUGUGAACUCUCUCCAGACCAGGGCAUGGUUCCAGCUGACCAUCCCACAGAUCUGCGGCGGCGUUGCGAAGAAGAGGCCCAGCAGAUGGUGCAGCUGAGCAACACGCAGCGGGACGGCCAGCCAAGCGUGACAAACGCCAGCCUCACACACCUAGUCUCCCGCCUCACCGCGUUGCUGCUACAGAUAAAGUGUCUUGCAGACGGAGGAGAUCUGAAUUCAUUUGAGUUUAAAUCUCUAACAGACUCCCUGAAUGACAUCAAAGCAUCAAUUGAUUCAUCCAACCUCAGCUGCUUUCAGAAUAACGUUGAAAUCCACGUGGCACACAUCCAGAGUGGUCUUAGUCAGCUGGGCAAUCUGCACGCAUUCGCUGCCAACAACACCAAUGCGGUCUGAGUCUCUACAUCCUCCCUAACACACACACAACCACGCACACACACACACGCACACAGGUGCAUGCACACACUGAAAUGAGGCUUACUAUUGCCGUCUCCUGAAAACGGAGCUGUUAAGGCGACAAACAUUGGGCCGUGUUGACACCGUGGCUCACCGUUGUGCAAGCCCAAGUUUGGACGAAGUUUGUCUCGGAUUCCCGGGGUUUUCUAAACGGAGGGUGAUGUCAUGUAUUUUACCCACCCAUUUUAUUGUAUAAAAAUGUUUGUGCAACCAACCAAUACAAGCCUGAAACAGUCUCCUGUCAUCACUAAUCUGUAUCUUUACCUGCCACAGUUGAGAUCUCCAAGCUCUUAGGUGUUAUUUAUUGGUUUCCAUGUGCCAAACAUUGAUUCUAACAGUUUUAUAGUCUGUAUUUAUUUAUUUUUGCAUAGAUGUGUAUGGUUGUGAAGAAAUAUUUCCUGUCCCUAAUGUUUCCCCCUGUAAGUGUUUUGUUCUGUUGCUCCGCCGCUGGCAAGCACAGGGGAGGCUGAAGAAUGUUUUAUAAAACUGAUUGUAGAUAAUUGUAUAUUAUAUGAUUAUUAGGACUAUUGUCAACAUUUCUGCUGUAUGUUCAGAAAUGGCUUUUGUAAUUUUUGUGUGCACUGAAAAGAGAUUUUGGUAUUUUUAUAAAGGAGAAAUGUUGGGUUUCGAUGCCUUUUACUCUCUAAGAUCUUAGCAUUUCCACCUCAGGCAUGGCUGCUGCUGCAACUCCCUUUUCCCCCCACAAAUGAAGCCUGCAUUAUUGACUUAACCCUUAAGAUCUCAAGUCAACACUUCUUUCCUGUUUGUUUUGUACAAAUGUAUAUGAGAGCGCCUCAGGGCAGUUGUAUAUAAAUGUUUCCCUCUUUUUUUAUAUUAAACAUGCGAUUUCAACUGCU